AUCUCAACUUGCAGCCACACCAUCGACUCGAUUGGGAAAUCGACAAGCCGCAAAAAAUUUGGCGAAAUAGGAGCGAAAACAGACAAAAAUGGCGCAGAAUGCACCAGACUGCGAGGACACGCAGGACUUUCAAUUCAAACUGCACCACAAGAUUGUUGCGUUCAAAAAAUGCGGUGAGCCCCGCAGCAAUGUGAACCUGCUGGCGGUCUCCAGUAGCCGGGGAUUGCUCUUUGCCGGGAGUCCAACGCAGCCGGAACUCAAAGUGAUUAUUGUAAAGGAUUUGGUCAAUGCGAAGAGCACAGCCCAACAGCCGCAGGCGCGUCUGGUGCCACUGCCCAGUAUUCCGAAUUACAUUGCCUGCAGCUCCGAUGGCAACCUGCUGGCCGUGAAUCACACCCAGAACGGCACCAGCCUGCUCAGCAUAUAUGCGGUGCUAUCGUUCAUGACCCCUGAUGUACGUCCUGUUUAUAAUAUUCGCCUCGCCGCCGAGGAUCACGUGCACGGCGUCCAGCUCCUCUGGAAUCCCGUGCUGCCCAACAGCCUGGCCGUUGUUUUGAGCAACGGAGCGCUCGCGAUGUAUGCCCUGAAGGAGGGGGGAAACUUUGAAAUGCACUCGCUGGACAAAAAUCAACAAGUUAAGUGCGGCUGCUGGUCGCCCAAGGGCAAACAGAUCGUUCUUGGUUUUCCCGGCGGCACGGUGAAGCAGUUCAAGCCGGAUCUGACUCUGGCCAAGACGCUUUUGUGUCCUCCGAAUAUACAUGAUGCCCCCUUUGACACCAUUGCUAUACAGUGGCUGUCGACUUUCCAGUUUGCAGUGAUCUUUCUCCAGCAUGGCGAGGACUGUAGCCCCUCGCUUUACAUUCUAAAUGCUCCCAAGGCUGGUGCGCCCAGCUACAUAAACUACUAUGACAUCUGCUAUAGCAUGAACGGCCCGAGGAAUCAUCAGUUCGUAUUUAGCCAUGUGCCCCAGUGGAAUCUGCUGCUCGUAGUCUCGGCCAAUGGCGUAGAGGUGGGCAUCAUGCGGUCAACCGAGGCCGGCGAUACACCCGCUUGGCAGCAGCUUACAUUGCUGGAUGAGGCACGCAUUGAAAUGCCCCUAAGUGAGGACAAGGAUGAGACCUUCCCGCUGGGCUUUGCCUUCGACACUUCUACAACGCACCAGCUGACGAUAAAUGAGAAGAAGCUGCAGACUAUGCCCAUGGUUCAUGUUUUGAGUUCGGAUGGAGAAUUGCUCUCGUUCAACUUUCUUAAUGUGCUGCCGACGGCGGUGUCUGUUUGUUCGCCACCUCCUCCAGUGGCCGAUACUUCUGGGCAGUUCAAGCCGUUGAAUAUGCUGCUUGCUAGUGAGGAAGAAGAGCAGCCAGCUUGGGCAGCCAGUCCCUCCAAGGCUCCAGCUGCAACUCCUGCUGCUUCCUCGGACAUAUCCUUUGCAUUUACACCGAAUACCGUUACUUCAACCCCAGCUCCCUCGAAGGAUAAGCAACCAUCAUUGUUUUCUGGCUUUGGAGCAGCUGCAGCUAAGGCACCUGCUCCGCAACUAUCUUUUGGUACUGCUCCGACUUCUAGUCCGGUUUCGUUUGGUGCUCCAACUACCAAUGCAGCCAAGCCAACAACACCGUUUGGUGGGUUUGGCACGCAGGCAACGACUACUGCCAUGGGAAGCAUGUUUUCGGCUUCAGGAGCAAAUGCCUUUGGGGGAAUGGCAUUGAAUAAACCGGCUAUUGCCAGUGUGACACCCCGAACAGCGGCACCUGGGUCAACAGUACCCGCAACUCCUGCUUCUGCUCCAGCAAACAAACCACUGUACACGGUUCCUUUAACAUUCACACCAGUGGACACAAAACCAGCCACUUCAGCUCCUCCACAAAUCGCAGAUGAAAGUCUUAAGCCUGAUGACACUGAGCCUAUUAUCAAGGACAUGAUUGCCCUACAAAUCGAAGCCUUUAGCAAGGAUAUCCAAAAGCAAAAGGAACAGACGAAGGAACUCCUCAAAGGCAUUGCAGCACCAUCUGCUUUGAGGGCAUACGCAAAGAGACUGGAUGACCUCCAAGAGCUCAAUGAACAAGCCAAGGAUGUGGAGUUCGAGUUAGAUGUACAGGGAUUGCGACAGGGUCUUAAUGAGGCCUAUGCCAUCGUAGCAGAGUGCCGCGGGAAACUGGAGAUUUAUAGAAAACCAGAGAUUACGCGUUUAAUGAACUCAAGCUCCUGUGAUCCCUCUGGCCGUCGCAUGCUAGCUCGUCUUCAGAGCUACGUGGCUGCCAAUGAGGCCCAGCUGCGUCUUGCCCAGCAGCAUGUCGAUUUGCAGUGGGAACAGUUUCAGGAUGUUGUGCGGCGCAAUUCGAAGUCUCGCAUGCACAUGCCUUGCCUAGAGGGAAUCUAUCAACGACUGACAAGACUACAAAAUCUAACUUCUAACCAGCGAAUUGUACAGAACAACAUCAAGUCCAAACUGAAGGAGCGCGGAUUGCUUCAGGCCGCACUGCUCGACCAGGAGAAAAGUCGCACCCGCACCAACGAAGCAGUGGAUACAUUGACCGACUCCAUUCUCACGAUGAGUCUUAGCCAGGUAGUGGACUCUAAUGCAGCCAAGCUCACUCGAGAAAGACUACAAAAAAUCCGUAAUAUUGUUCAGCUGCAGAAGAUCAAUGUUAUUUGUCCCCAGCGACCAGAUCGAGUGGGGCUCAAGUCGGAGGUUAUUUUGGAAACGAAACGUAGGGCGGAGCAAAUUAAAAGGGCAGCAGCCAAGCCUGCAACAGCCAACAAAUACACCCAAGCAGCAGUCGCUCCGCCUUCACCACCAGAUGUUGCACCCACGCCAGCUGUUGCACCCAUGCCACAAGCAACUGUUACAGUGGCUCCUCCGCUGCCUAAACCAAUGCCAUCUAUACCGUCCGUUGUGGAAAAGCCUGGAGUGCCCACACAUCCGACAACUCCAGUGGCUACGCCAUUUUCCUUCAGCCAAAGCAUCCCAUUUGUGAAGACAUCUACUGUGACGCCAACGACAAAUACUGUGACUCCUGGCGAAGCAGCCAAGCCGGGUUUAUCCAUUUUCGGCGGCAGUACUAUUUCCAGCUUUAGUUUUGGUGGUGGUGCUGCCAAGUCGGCACUCUCAUUCGGAACAGGAUCGCCAGCCGUGGCAGCUCCUACACCAAAACCAAACCCGUUGUCAGCGGUCGAAAAACCAACACCCGAGCCGACUAAGCCCAAAGAGCAGAAAGCAGCAGAAAGCAAAGAAUUCAAGGCGGUACAACCCGAAACAGAAGAGUCAAAAGUACCCCAAAAACCAAAGGCAGAGACGGAAAACAAAUCCUUUGGAUUUGGAGGAUUUACAGGAACUGGAGGUACUGUCGGAAAUACUUCCAGCUCCCCGUUCAGCUUUGGCGGACUGGGUUCAUCUCUAGGCUUCGGAGGAACAGCCGCUGCUGUGCCAAAAUCUGAACCUUCCAGCACAGCAACCACUAGUGUAGCCACAUCAGCUUCAACUGCACCAUUUGGCAUCUUCUCAGCAGCUUUGGCGAAACCAUCCAACUCUGAACCGAUCACCACGGUCACUAGCAACACAACCACCAUCACCAGCAAGCCUACGAAUGUAAUUGCUUCGAGCAGCGUAACUGAUGCUCCUUCCGUCACCACAACAAAUGCAGUGACCAGCAGCACGGAUCCUAUUGGAGGCCUCUUUAGCUCUGUGACUAUCUGCAAGCCCAACACUCCUGCAGAUACCACCAAACCAGCCAACAUUUUUGGAGGAGGUUUAUCCGCUGGUAGCUUUUCAUUUGGCGGAACGAUUGAUGCCUCAAAGGGAUUAUUCGGCAGUACCAAACCAGUGGCAACAGCUCCCACAAGUGUGACGGAGGCGAACAACAAAACUGAUCCUAUUUCAACCACCCCAUCAGCCAUUUCGACUACUACUGCUACGACGACUGUGUCUAGUCCAGCAGUAGUUCCUGCGGCAGUUACCGCAGCAGUUCCGGCAACAUCGAGCACAACGGUAACAUCUAGCACUGCUGUUCCCGGCAGUGCGUUCUCCUUCUCAAACGCAUUUAGCACCCUAAGUGCGGGAGGUGCUGCAGCUCCAACUACCAGCGCUUCAGCUCCCUUAGCUGCCAAAAGCCCAACCGCUACAUCUACAGGCAAUAACUCGUCGAAUUCAGUGUUUGGUGGUGGCUUCGCAGUAGCAACAUCAACAGCGGCUCCAGUGGCUAGUCCCUUUCAGUCAGCUGCAAAAAGUCCAGUUUCGAGUGCAAACAUUUUUGGCAGUAUACCUAAGGCGGAGACCAGCGUUUUCGGAGGAGCUACAACUGCUCCUUCAAACACCACGGCUGCGGCAACACCAGAUGCACCACCAGCGGGUCUCUUUGCAUCGGCCGCGAUUAGUAACCCUUCGCCGUUUGGUAGUCCCACGACUAGAGCACCAGCCUCUGGCGGUAACAUUUUUGGUCAGGCUGUUAAGCCAAGUGUCUUUGGACAACCAGCACAAGCAGGCGAUAGCGGAGGAUCUAUUUUUGGUGGCGGAUCCGCCAGUACACCUUUUGGAUCCAGCUCAAUUUUUGGAGGAGGUAAUACGCAGGGCGCAGUCGGCGCUCCGGCUGCAGGAAGUACUUCAAUUUUUGGCCAAAAAGUGUUUGGUCAAUCAUCAGCGGCUGCACCGGCAGCAGGUGGGAAUAUAUUCUCCAAUCCCGUCGGCAGUCCGCAAGCUUCUCCUUUUGGUGGCGGAGGAAACUCUAUUUUCGGAUCACCAGCAACAGCUCCGCCCGCAUCUGGCGGAUCGAUCUUUGGGGGUGGCAGCAGCUCUGGUGGAUUUGGCUCCUUCACGCAGACGACACCAGCUCAGGGGGGCUUCGGUGGUGGAUUUGGCCAGGGCGGGGGUGGAUCUGUGGCCCAGACAGGUUUUGGCUCACCACAAGCCCCGCAGCAGCAAACUACGACACCAGGUGGGUUUGGAGCCAAGCCCGUUUUCGGUGGAUCCCCGGCCUUUGGAGCUAGCCCCACUUUUGGGGGAGGUGCCACCUUUGGCAGUCCGAAGGGUUUCGGUGGAUUUGGCGGUGCCAGCCCAGUAGCCUCCCCUCCACCCUUUGGUGCUGCUGCAAAGCCGGCACAGGGAAACAUUUUUGAAACGUUGGGGGGACAGGAAUCGGGACUCUCUUUCGGAAAUCUAGCACAGACUGGAAACUCAAAUGCACAGAAACCAGCGUUUGGCGGAUCGAGCUUUAUGAAUUAUCGUUGAGUUCAUAAUAAAUGUGUUGCAUAACUCAAUAGUUUUGCUUGUUCAGUUUUCAUGAAAUAAGAAUACCAGUUAAAAUUAAAAAUCUUAAAUCUUAAAUCUUUAUUAAAAUU
Drosophila melanogaster (fruit fly) is the source of this 5334-nucleotide messenger RNA. It is a transcript of the gene Nup214, whose product is annotated as nucleoporin 214kD. Bases 89 to 5224 code for a protein of 1711 amino acids. The record is from RefSeq and is marked reviewed. Lineage: Eukaryota; Metazoa; Arthropoda; Insecta; Diptera; Drosophilidae. Gene Ontology annotation, cellular component: nuclear pore; nuclear membrane. The transcript is spliced from 8 exons. Gene Ontology annotation, biological process: mRNA export from nucleus; intracellular protein transport.